This is a messenger RNA of Gossypium arboreum, 1307 nucleotides long. RefSeq names its product expansin-A11-like. The record is from RefSeq and is a predicted model, not a curated record. Gene Ontology annotation, cellular component: extracellular region. Lineage: Eukaryota; Viridiplantae; Streptophyta; Magnoliopsida; Malvales; Malvaceae. The transcript has 4 exons. Bases 194 to 961 code for a protein of 255 amino acids. Gene Ontology annotation, biological process: plant-type cell wall organization.
UUGUUUUUCAUCCAUUCACGGCUCUUACUGUUGGGAGAGAGCAUGGAUCACAUGUGAGGUUGUUGCAUGAGCAUAGCAGAGUUUAGUGCCUUAUUUAAACCCCCCCAUUCUUCUACUUUGAAAUGCCAACAAGUGUAAAUACAUUCAUUCCCAGUACUUCUCCAGCAUUUGUUGUCUUUUACCCUACCGAGAAAUGGCAAAAUCCAUUUUUGCAUUACCAAUUUUGCUUGGAUUAUGCUAUCUGGCUACUGAUGUGAGUGCCUUCACGGCUUCUGGGUGGACCAAAGCACAUGCUACAUUUUAUGGAGGCAGUGAUGCCUCAGGAACUAUGGGGGGAGCUUGUGGAUAUGGGAACUUGUAUUCAACUGGGUAUGGAACCAGGACUGCUGCUUUAAGCACAGCCUUGUUCAAUGAUGGAGCUUCAUGUGGACAAUGCUACAAGAUCAUGUGUGAUUACCAAGCUGACCCUAAAUGGUGCAUAAAAGGAACAUCCGUCACCAUCACAGCCACAAACUUUUGCCCUCCUAACUUUGCUCUUCCCAACAAUGCCGGAGGUUGGUGCAACCCUCCUCUCCAGCACUUUGAUAUGGCUCAGCCUGCCUGGGAAAAGAUUGGUAUCUACAGAGGUGGCAUUGUGCCUGUUUUGUUCCAAAGGGUUCCAUGCAAGAAACACGGUGGAGUCAGGUUCACUAUCAACGGUAGAGACUAUUUUGAGCUUGUUUUGAUUAGCAAUGUAGGUGGGGCAGGAUCCAUCCAAUCCGUAUCCGUUAAAGGCUCUAAAACUGGAUGGAUGUCAAUGUCAAGAAACUGGGGAGCUAACUGGCAAUCCAAUGCCUACCUCAACCGUCAAUCGUUGUCUUUCAAGGUUACCACUACCGAUGGUGUUACCCGACUGUUCCCUGAUAUUGUGCCUGCAAGUUGGGGGUUUGGCCAGACUUUCUCUAGCAAAGUACAAUUCUAAGCUCACUAAAAGCUUUAGUUCCCGGCAGAGGCGUGCUACAUUAUUUUACAAACAAGCUGCCCGCCAUACAUGGUAUUUAUCGAUACAUCACAUGGUCAAUAAUAUCAGGCUACUUGUUUUUCUGGAGAACUGGUUGUUUAGAUGGAAGUGAAAUCUUUGUUUUUGAUACAAGUCGAUGUUUGAAAUUAUUUCAUGAUCAUAAUAAAUUGUCAAUAAGAAGUGCAAGAAAAACAUUGCAGCUUCAGAAGAUGUAAAUUUUGUCAUCACAAAUUUUAUAUGUUUGCAAUAGGAGUUGCUACUUUAUAGUUCUACCAUUUCUCAUAAAUGUAAUAAAUCAACCGACAAA